AUGCUCUCGCGACAAUUCACGACCAGUGCCAGGCUCCUGAAACGCGCGGCAUCUUCGACUCUCCCGGCGCGCUUGGCCGCAGUAUCAUCCUCGUCACCACCACAGGUCUUUGACUCCGAUGAGAUCUCGGACCGCAAGUCUCGAUUCGUCGGACAUGCCGCCAAGGUCAAGACGUUGGAGGAGGUGCGCGGGUUCGUCGAGGAGCUGCUCGCCGACAAGCGGAACAAGAGGGCGAGUCAUCCGGCCAUGCUUGCCUGGCGACUCGAAGACGAUAGCGACUUCGGAAAGCUGACCUCAGGUCACGACGACGACGGCGAGUCUGGUGCAGGUCGCGUGCUCCUCUCCCUGCUCGAGAGUACAGAUGCGCGGGGCGCCGUAGCAGUCACAAGAUGGUACGGCGGCACACCCCUCGGCCCCGCGCGAUUCCGGCACAUUGGCGCAGCGGGGCGCGAAGCGCUACUGAAAGCAGGAAUAAUCAAGAAGUGA
Molecule: messenger RNA, 486 nt
Organism: Trichosporon asahii var. asahii CBS 2479
Lineage: Eukaryota; Fungi; Basidiomycota; Tremellomycetes; Trichosporonales; Trichosporonaceae
Product: impactlike protein putative
Exons: 2
Coding region: 1-486 (161 amino acids)
Biological process (GO): regulation of translational initiation
Cellular component (GO): cytoplasm
Source: RefSeq, a predicted model, not a curated record